AUGUCACCACCUAAUGAACAAAACGGACGGCCUACUGGACACCAACUCAACACAAGUGACAACUAUGGUCGCAAUUCAAGUGCCCAUCAUGGCGACGAGAAUUACGAGUUGACAAACGGCAACGACAACCGGGUGGAACACUCGACCAGAAAUAUUAUCAACCAUGGGUUCAUGGUCCUGCACCAACCACGGCGCCACCCUCGCUUUCUCACAGCCGUGAUUCUCGUAGCAGUAAUCAUCUGCGUGGCAAUCAUCGUUCCGAUUGUUGUGACAGAAGUCAACCAUGACCAAGCACAGGAUGUGCCUCGAUCCAGCUCCACGACGUCCAACAUCGACAUUCUUGGGCGCUUCAAGUUCGUCAACUUUGACCACAUCCACGACUCAAGGUCCGACAUGUAUCGCAACUCGAACAAAUACCAUGACCUACAUGUCCGGAACAGUUCCAGUCCCAUGCAGCUGGGGUUGCCCCGGCGAUUGUUGCCAAAACGAUAA
This is a messenger RNA of Fonsecaea multimorphosa CBS 102226, 492 nucleotides long. RefSeq lists its product as uncharacterized. NCBI's taxonomy places the organism in Eukaryota, Fungi, Ascomycota, Eurotiomycetes, Chaetothyriales, Herpotrichiellaceae. The coding region runs from base 1 to 492 and encodes 163 amino acids. The transcript is spliced from 2 exons. The record is from RefSeq and is a predicted model, not a curated record.